AUGAAGUUAUUAGUUUGUUGUUUAAUUAUUAUUGCUAACGUGAGCAACAAUGGCAAAGCGUCAAUCGAGAAUAUUGUGCCGUCGAACACAAAUAUUCUUUUACCUGACACAACAAAAUCUUCAGACAAGUCGUGCUACCGGCCUUGCAAGUUCAACGUGAAACCUAGGCGAUGUCAAUAUAAUUUCAAAAUAGAACCAACAUUGGAAGAUGACGGAAGGCCAGCCAUUGUUGUUAAUGGAAUGACUCCUGGGCCCUCGAUACAUGUUUGCCUGAACGACAUAGUUGUUGUCAAAGUACAUAAUAAAGUCCCUGGCCAAGAUUUGACUUUGCAUUGGCACGGAAUAGAUCAGAAAGGGACUCCGUACAUGGAUGGCGUGCCAAUGGUGACCCAGUGUCCUAUUGGCUUUGGUUCCAUAUUUCAGUAUGCAUUCGUUGCAUCAUCACCAGGGACGUUAUUUUAUCACGCAGAUUCAGUGAACCAUCACAGCGAUGGUGUUUACGGUUCUCUUAUCGUGGAUCAGCCUCAACCCUUGGAACCACAUGCGUCAUUAUACGAUUUCGACAAAAGCAAAGAAAACACUCUAACAAUAGGCGCGAGGUUUUCUGCACUGCUGACGGGAAACUCAGUGAAAAACAUGAAACCGGAUUCACUCGUAAUAAAUGGGAAAGGGAAGAGUUCUAAAAUAUUUGUUAUACCGGGCUAUCACUACAGGCUGAGAUUGAUCAACGCCAUUGCGGUUCAAUGCCCUUUGAUUAUUGACAUAGACCAGCACAGCGUGAUCGCAAUAGCAAGUGACGGUAAACCAGUAAAGCCAGUGUCAACCAAUAGCGUGUUGCUAUAUCCAGGUGAACGAAUGGACGUAAUUGUGGAGGCGGCUCGUGAGGGCGGCGGCUAUUGGUUGAACGUCCGUGGAUUUGAUGCAUGUGAAGGACUGAGUUGUCACGGCAUGCUAAUUUAUUCCGGCUUCAAUUAUACUUCCUUGUUAGAACAGGACCCAACACUGAGCAGCGCUGUAGUAACAAAUAUUGAAAGCGUACUUCAUGGUCAAAAAAUGUUGUCACUUCGGGAUCAAAGCCCAGUCAAGGACGUUAAAACCACAUAUUUAGGUAUCGAUCGCAAUGUUAUUGCAUUCAAAGACGCUGAUAACGAUUAUCGGUAUUUGAGCGACGUUGUUCCAAAGAAAAAUUACUAUCCCGCCGCUUUAUCAAUACAGGAUAUUGGUGUCGUGCAAAUUAAUAACAAAAAUUUCCUCUAUCCAAAUGAAAUGUAUCUUCUUAAAUCGCGUUUUGGCAGUAAUGAUUCGUACUCGUUUCAUAUGCAUGGCUAUUCCGUAGAAGUUGUCGCUACAGGGAAAACAGCAGAUGGAAAGCCAAUUUCAAAAAAAGAAUUUCAAAUACUCGAUCGAAAGGGUGGAAUAGAGAGAAAUCUAAGAAAUCCACCCUUGAAGGACACAUUUGUCGUACCGAAUAAAGGCUAUACGAUAGUGAGGUUAAAGCCAGAUCGCGGUGGGAGCUGGAUGCUAGAAUGCAGAGCCUGCAGUUCCUUCUCGUUACCUGUAGCCAUUCUCAUCGACGUGCCUCUAUCGAUUCCAAAAGCAGUCGUUCAAGCGUUACCAAAAUGCGGUAGUUAUAAGCCCGCUGAUGUUCUUUUAAAU
Molecule: messenger RNA, 1656 nt
Organism: Iphiclides podalirius (scarce swallowtail)
Lineage: Eukaryota; Metazoa; Arthropoda; Insecta; Lepidoptera; Papilionidae
Source: the annotation of a GenBank genome assembly